AUGGUGCAAAUUCAGGUUCAACCCCAGAAUGUGGCGACGCCUGGGCCCAAUGGUGCGGCUGCCGGCCAGUUUUUGUCGACCUCUCUGUACGUUGGUGACCUGGAUAUCAACGUGACGGACUCCCAGCUCUACGAUCUUUUCAAUCAGGUUGGGCAGGUUGUGUCAAUUAGGGUUUGCCGUGACCUGAGCACUCGCCGCAGCCUUGGCUAUGGUUAUGUUAACUAUAGCAACCCCCAGGAUGCGGCAAGAGCUAUGGAAGUUUUGAACUUCACUCCCCUCAACAACAAGGCAAUCCGGGUCAUGUAUUCUCAUCGGGACCCAAGCGUCCGAAAAAGUGGAACCGGUAAUAUUUGUAUCAAGGAUUUUGAUAAAUCAAUUGACAACAAAGCACUGCACUACACUUUCUCAAGCUUUCGGAAUAUACUCUCCUGCAAGAUUGCUACUGAUCCUAAUGGCCAAUCACAGGGCUAUGGGUUUGUCCAAUUUGAAACUGAAGAAGCUGCACAAAAUGCUAUAGAUAAGUUGAAUGGGAUGCUUAUUAAUGAUAAGCAAGUGUAUGUUGCGCAUUUCCUACAAAAGCAGGAGAGAGAAACUGAAAUCAUCAAGACAAAGUUCAAUAAUGUGUUUGUGAAAAAUUUGGCCGAAUCUACUACUGAUGAUGAUCUGAAGAAAAUGUGCUUGCAUUAA
Messenger RNA from Striga hermonthica, 687 nucleotides. The record is from the annotation of a GenBank genome assembly. NCBI's taxonomy places the organism in Eukaryota, Viridiplantae, Streptophyta, Magnoliopsida, Lamiales, Orobanchaceae.